AUGCCCGGUGACGAAAAGCCUGUCGAGCUUGCAGUUAGAGAGAGCAUUGCCGACCACGAUAGCCACACGCCCUCCUCUCACGCCUCGGCCGAGCAACAUGAGACGACGGAUUGGUCACAGUACACGCUCCGGAAGAGGCCAUGGCGACGAAGAGUGACCGACUUUGAAACCAUCGUCGAGGCUAGAUAUCGAGGGAGCGGGAGCCCCGAGGACCCCUACAUUGUGCAGUGGCUCGACAAUGACCCGGAGAACCCCAUGAACUACGGCGUCUGGUUCAAGUGCCUGAUGACCUUCCUGUUGGCCUUUAUGACGCUGUGCGUGUCGCUGGCCUCGUCCGCAUACACGGGCGCCGCCGAGCUCAUCAUCCGGGACUUUCAUUGCAGCGACGAGGUCUUCCUUCUCGGCUUGAGCCUGAUGGUCAUGGGCUUCGCGAUCGGGCCCUUGCUGUGGGCGCCGCUCGCAGAGGCCGUCUCACGACGAGACAUCCUGCUGGUCGCCCUGGGAUUCUACGUCAUGUGGACCGCAGUUUGUGCCACGGCGCAAAACAUCACGACACUGAUCGUUCUGCGUCUGCUCUGCGGCACAUUUGGUUCUGCCGCCUUUGUCAUCCCGUCAGGCCAGCUUUCCGAUAUGUGGGAUGCCAGACAUCGAGGCGUGGCCCAAGCUGUGUUUGCGGCGGCGCCCUUCCUGGGUCCGACCCUGGGCCCGGCCGUUGGAGGGUUCUUGAGCCCGGCUGCAGGGUGGCGAUGGCUCUUUGGCUUUCUCGCGCUGUAUGCGGUGACUCUGACGUUCCUUGGCCUGGUCUUUGUGCCUGAGACCUAUGCUCCGGUCCUGCUGAGGAGAAGAGCACAGCUGCUGUCCAAGGUGACGGGCAAGACCUACAUGACCAAAAUCGACAUUGAGCGACCGCUGGUGUUCAAGGAUGUGGUCAAGCGGUCACUAAGCCGUCCAUGGGCACUUUUAUUCCGAGAGCCAAUUGUGCUACUUCUUUCGAUAUACAUGGCUGUGAUCUACGGCACACUGUAUCUCUGCUUCGCGGCAUUCCCCAUCAUCUUCCAACAAGGCUACGGCUGGAAUGCCGGAGAGGAAGGGCUCGCAUUUCUCGGCAUCCUGCUAGGGACCCUCAUCGGCGUCGGCGUGAUCAUCUUCGACAACAAGCGCUAUACACGCAUCCACCACGCACACGGCGGCUUUGCGCCUCCAGAAGCGCGGCUGCCGCCCGUCAUCCUCGGCGGCGUCAUUACCAUCGUCGGCCUCGCCUGGUUCGCAGCGACGGCGGACCCGAGCGUGCAUUUCAUCGUGCCCAUCCUGGCGGGCGUCCCUUUCGGGAUCGGCUUCAUCCUGAUCUUCAUGCAAUGCACGAAUUACCUCAUCGACUCGUACGUCAUCUACUCGGCCUCCGUCCUGGCCGGCAACUCGAUUUUACGGUCUACCUUCGGCGCCGUCUUCCCUCUCUUCACCACCUACAUGUACGAAAACCUAGGCGUGCACUGGGCCUCGGCGGUCCCGGGCUUCAUCGCGCUGGCCUGUUUCCCCUUCCCCAUCUUCUUCUACAAGUACGGUCCCCGCAUCCGUCGGCGGUGCAAGUACUCGGCCGAGGCGGCCCGGUUUCUUGACAGCCUCAAGAGCGACCUCGAGAGGCAGCGCAGUCGUGCCUCGGCCGCGGCCUCCAAGGCCGAGGAGAGCGGGCUGGGCGGAGACGGUGGUGAGCGAGGUGUCGCUGCGGGUGAAGGGCAGGAGGGGGAGAAAGAAGAGGAGGUCGGACAGGGCAGGCAGGGCAGUGUUGCCGUUGGUGCCGCUUGA
This is a messenger RNA of Fonsecaea multimorphosa CBS 102226, 1803 nucleotides long. RefSeq lists its product as uncharacterized. Gene Ontology annotation, biological process: transmembrane transport. The record is from RefSeq and is a predicted model, not a curated record. Bases 1 to 1803 code for a protein of 600 amino acids. Gene Ontology annotation, molecular function: transmembrane transporter activity. The transcript is spliced from 3 exons. Lineage: Eukaryota; Fungi; Ascomycota; Eurotiomycetes; Chaetothyriales; Herpotrichiellaceae.